Messenger RNA from Emys orbicularis (European pond turtle), 1515 nucleotides. RefSeq names its product 1-acylglycerol-3-phosphate O-acyltransferase Pnpla3-like. The coding region runs from base 1 to 1515 and encodes 504 amino acids. The transcript is spliced from 9 exons. NCBI's taxonomy places the organism in Eukaryota, Metazoa, Chordata, Testudines, Emydidae. The record is from RefSeq and is a predicted model, not a curated record. Gene Ontology annotation, biological process: positive regulation of triglyceride catabolic process; triglyceride catabolic process; lipid homeostasis. Gene Ontology annotation, molecular function: triacylglycerol lipase activity. Gene Ontology annotation, cellular component: lipid droplet; membrane; cytoplasm.
AUGUUUGACCGCGAGCGCGGCUGGAGCGUCUCCUUUGCCGGCUGCGGCUUCCUGGGCGUCUAUCACAUCGGGGCGGCCACCUGCCUGCAGGAGCGCGCCCCGCACCUCAUCCGCGAUGCCCGCAAGAUCUUCGGCGCCUCGGCCGGGGCCCUCGCCGGCGCCGUCCUGGUCGGAGGCGGCUCUCUGGCUGAAGCUUGUGCAGAUGUUCUGGGGUUAGCCAAAGAAGCCAGAAAGCGAAGUCUUGGUCCACUUCAUCCUUCUUUUAAUGUGAUUAAGAUAAUAAGAGAUGGACUAUUCAAAAACCUUCCAGAAAAUACUCACCAGUUGUCAGCAGGCAAGCUGUGUAUUUCCCUGACCAGAGUGUCAGAUGGCAAAAAUGUGUUGGUAUCUAAUUUUAACUCUAAAGAAGAAAUUGUUCAGGCUUUAAUUUGUAGCUCGUUUGUCCCUGUUUAUUGUGGCCUAAUUCCACCAUCAUUCAGAGGUGUGCGUUAUGUUGAUGGUGGAAUCAGUGACAACUUACCUCAGUAUGAAUCUAAGAAUACCAUCACGAUUUCUCCUUUCUCUGGGGAGUGCGAUAUUUGCCCAAAGGGGAACUCUGCAAACUUCCAUGAAAUGAAUGUUACUAAUACCAGCAUUCAGUUCAGCUUAGGGAACCUUUACCGUCUAACACAAGCACUCUUUCCACCAGAACCCAAGGUACUAGGAGAGAUCUGUGAACAAGGAUAUUCAGAUGCACUUAGAUUUUUGAAAGAAAAUGAUAUUCUUAACGAUUCAGUUUAUGUCGACUUGUCCUUAAAGAAAAACCCUCAGGAACUCAUAGAGGACACUGACUUUACAAACAAGAAAACUAUUCCACAGAGGAAGGGCACAGAGGAGAUGUUGAAGACAAAAAUGCUUAAUAACCAGCUAAAGCUAAACACAUGGCCAUUGGAUGAAAGAAUUUUUGAGCAUCUACCUCCUAGACUUCGUAAAGCAUUACAAGAAGCUUGUAAAGAGAAGAGCGGGUUCUAUGCCCAGCUCUCUAAACUCUUACCAAUGCGAGUGAUGUCUUAUCUGAUACUGCCAUAUACCCUGCCAGUGGAGUCUGCCUAUUCUGUUGCUUUAAGGUUAGUAGACUGGUUUCCCGAUAUCCCUGAUGAUUUUCAAUGGAUGCAGGGACAACUACGUCGGAUUGUUAGUACAGUUUAUUCUCGGGCAAGAAAUAAGCUACUCAGUACAUCCAGUAAAGAGAGCUAUGCAUCACUAAGAAAAUGUCAGACUGUUCCACCUAAUGUAGAGUUCCAUUCUCCCUACUGCCAUUCUAAAGUGCCACACUCUGCUGCAGACCUUGAAGGUUGGCUCUGGGAUUUUCCAUACUGCACAGACUCAGCAGGGAAGGAAAUUUCUGUUGGUAUAAAGGGGCUCUCAGACUCUGAUUCUCAUCAUGUUUUCUUCAUGAAUUCUGAAGAAUCUGGCUUGGAAACGGAUUUUGACUCCUCCUCAGACAAGAGUUUCCAAACUACCUCAGAAGAUUAA